Messenger RNA from Zea mays, 3192 nucleotides. RefSeq lists its product as uncharacterized. The transcript is spliced from 6 exons. Lineage: Eukaryota; Viridiplantae; Streptophyta; Magnoliopsida; Poales; Poaceae. The record is from RefSeq and is a predicted model, not a curated record. The coding region runs from base 2673 to 3179 and encodes 168 amino acids.
GGGUACGUGGUACGUGCAAGUUUCUGGGCGGCACUGGCGCCUCGUUGACGGCGACCGCCGGUAGGAGGUACUUUUUUUUGUUGCAAGGAGGCACUUCAUCUCUACUACACCUUAAGAGUGGUACGAGGGCGUCCACAGCAUCGCCAUGCCCCCGUCGCCCCACCCCCGCGCGCGUCUUCCUCCGGCAUGCGCCAGCCCCCCCGAGCUCGCCCGCGCACCAAUCUCGCCGUCGGGUAUCCCGCCCGCGAGCCCGCGCACCAAGCUCCUUCCCCGCGACAAGCUCCCUCCCCCGCGACGCGUCUUCCUCCUCGCCCUAGAUCGCCGCCCCAGCUCUCUCCUCACCCCGCAAUCCCCGCCGCCCAUGCUCCGCUCUCUACUCGCCCCAGAUCGUCGCCCCUGUUCGCGUGGAUUGGGUACCGGUCCCAACUAUCUCCAUGGAUUGCGCGUCCGCGACAACCCAAUCUCCUCCCGGUCUCCAUGGAAGGCGCGUCCUCCCCCCGUGAUUCUCGAUUCCCCGCGUCCGCGCCCCAGAUCCACUCUCCUCUCUCCCACAAUCCCCACGGACUCUGCCCCGUAUCACCACCCCGGCUCCUUAGAACGUGAUCCACUCUCCUCUCUCCUGCAAUCCCCGCUACCUCAACCCAGAUCGCCGCCCUCGCUCUCGAUCCUCGCCCACGCUCUCCAUGGAAGGCGAGGCCGCGAUGCUCGCGUGGAUCUAUGUAGAGGCUGCGACGCUCUCCCAGGAAGACUACUGCCAGUGCUCCGUGCUCCAUGCGCCGCGCUGGAACGCCACCGUGCGGUCCAUGUCCUCGUAGUAUCGCCCAGACUCGCCCAUGUAGUCCCACCUGCAUCCACCGACCACCAAGCACACUCUCACUGCAGACCAGAGAGGAUUGCCACGAAUAGGUGUGUGCAGUUCUACUCUACCCCUGCAUCGAGCCGGUGUGCGUCCACCAGAGGCCGGAGUUGAAGGAGAGCACGUCGGCGUCGCGCCAUGACUCGGCGUUCUCGUAGAUGUCGUCCAGCAUCAGCACCUGCUUCCCCUGGACCACGUCGAUGUCCACCAGGUACGGCGCGCGGUAGAAGGAUACCGUCACCUGGUACUCCUGGUCGAUCAACCAACGUAUUUAGAUUAGAUUAGAUUAGGCCCAAUCUCUUCGGCCAAGCAGCCUAGCUGGUACAUGUGUUUACAUGACAUACCAGGAACUUGUACGUGUACAAAGGGUCCACGGAGACGAGCUGCGUCGGCGACUGCAGCGCGGCGGCGUGCAGCAGGCAGACGAGCGACUCCCACUGGUUGCGCCCCAGCGAGUCGCCCACGAACAUCACCGUCUUCCCCUUCAUCCGUGUCAGGAAGACCGUGGCACAACGCCUGAUGUCACGUUGUCCCAGCGGCGCCGCGGCCGGCGUCACGCCACGCGGAUGGUCACCCACGCCACGUCCCUAGACCGGUGUGGUACGCCGGCGCCCACAGCGUCGAUGAGGAGGAGGUCGGAGCAGCAGUAGCUGUCAUGGGCAGUGCCGCAGAUGUGGAGCAGUCGAAUGAGAGGCUAGACGGGCUGGAGCACCACAGCAGGCUGGUGUCGCUGUUGGCCGGUAGCCGCUCCUCCCCCACCGGCACCGAGAGGGACUUGUGACCCAAGGAUCUGUUCCCGGGGGAUGUGGUGUUUGCGCUCGUCGAUGAUCUCAGGCUCAACCACUCCAAGGACCCAUAGGCCAUGGGGUUAUGCAAUCCAAAGGUCUCCAUCGCCAAUUUCAUUUUGUAGACAAAUAAGUUAGCUCUUCUGAUGGCAUACCAUUUAUAGAUUGCCAACGAUCUGAAGGCAUAUAUGAAGGCUUGUUAUCUCUUCUGUGUUUAAUUGAUCAGUGACUUUGAUUUGGACCUGGUUAUCAGCUUGUUAUUUCUAUCUGAAUUUUCUCGCUUUAUUUGUACUACACUCGUGCUAAUUAUGUGAGAAUGAUUUGUGUCACUAUGGUGUUCAUCUGUUAUUUUAUACUAUUAUAUGUAUUCAUCUGUCAUGUUGUUGAACUCCUGUUAUCAAUUGCAGAAGGAAAUUCCUGCUUGAGCCAAUUACAGAAGGCCCUGAUAUUUGUCAAAUUGAUGGUUGUAGUGUUAAAUUGGAAUACAAGAGGAGGCAAGUCAAAUAUGGUUUGUGUGACAGCACGUUACUAACUUACUCUACUAUAUCUGCAUGAGAAAGGAUGAACCCUGUUUGCAUGUAUACUAAUUAAUCUACGGAUUCAUUAAUGUGUGAAUAAGAUUUUAUUUAAUUAUGACAGCAAACGUGACAUGCCAUUACAAUUUCGUUUAUGCAAAAAAGUAAGUUGCUUAUAGUUUAGCCUUUGGUUUCAAUUUGCACUUUAUAGAAUUAUACUGGCAGAGCUCCUGACGGAGCACCUGACGGAGCUCGCCACAGGUACCAAACGGCGCAGCAGCAGUUGAUGUGCAACCCGAGUGUACUGCCGCUCGAGGAGGCCAGUAAGUGCCAACAACAUGAAUAGCCAAAGCAGGGAAAUAGGGCUGGCGGGGGCACAUGGGUAACUUGGUCCUGGAGCAUUGGAGAAGGAGCAUACCACAAGGAAACCAACACGCUUCUUACUCUAGCAGAGUUCCUUGCUUCCUGAAGGCCUCAUAGCUCAGAUUACUGGGUUAACGAACAACUCAUACUUUGAUGGAGCACAUGAGGUUCGACAUUAUGUCAGGAAGCAUUCGAAUCUUGGUCGUAUUGUGCUUGAAGUUGCUAAGGACUCGCAAAUCCCCCGCCAAGCAAACUGCUAGAAAUCUUUUCAGAGGUGGAGAUGAUGAAGAUGAUAGUGCUGAUGCCGACACAAAUGAUCCUGUUGUACCUUGGUCAUUAGGUAGAGUAGGAGUUGGGCAUAUGGUGUACAUCUCCGGUUUGACUUGUGCCUUGAGUUCAACAAAUAUGAAAGUGCUGAGAGAGGUGGCAUCUAGAGGACGUCAUGUCGAACGUGUGAAGAAUUUUUUUAGAAAUAUGUAUAUUUGUGCGAAACUUUUUAGAAACUUGACUCCAUUUUAUUUUCUAUGUUACUCUCGGCUUUGUUUCCUAUCCUUUCCAAUGACUUGCUAUGCAUUUGCACUGUAUUUGGCAUGUUUAAAACUGCUACACAAAACUUGCUAUAUAUUUUGUCCAAAAAUACUAUAUCCUUGUUAUGAUUGAUUGAUCUUUAUUU